This is a messenger RNA of Aegilops tauschii subsp. strangulata, 1113 nucleotides long. NCBI's taxonomy places the organism in Eukaryota, Viridiplantae, Streptophyta, Magnoliopsida, Poales, Poaceae. The record is from RefSeq and is a predicted model, not a curated record.
AUGAAGGUCCUCUUCUUCUUUCUGCUCCUCCUCGCGGCUGGACACCGAUGUGCGGCCGUGACCAGUUCAGAGGAUGCGGCAUACAUGCAUCUUCUGGCGGCGGCGACGGGGGCUGACGGCACGCUCGGCUGCAAGGCCGGGGCCGACCCUUGCGACGGCGGAUGGGCGGGGGUCCGGUGCGAGCUCGGCAGGGUGACCGGCAUUUCCGUGAGAGCCAAAGGGCUCGCCGGCUCGGUGCCCGACGCGGCCAAUGGCUCGCUCUCGGUCCUCGAAGAUCUUGACUUCGGGAACAACAACAUCACUGGCCGCUUUCCUCUCUUGCUGCUCCCCCGGCUGACAUAUCUCUGGCUUGACGGCAACGUCUUCACGAGCAUGCCGGAGACAUUCUUCAGCGGCAUGCCGCUCCUUCAGGUGUUGAACGAACCUCACCAACAACCCACUAGCAACGCGGGCAUCGUCGGCUCAUUGGAUGGUAUUUUCACCAACACCACCGCCGGCUUCCCCUUCCCAUCACUGGACGCCGUUUGCUUCGCCGGCAAUCGAAUGGUCGGAACACCGCCGGACAUGAGAGGCGGCGUGAUCACAAAGCUUGACCUCAGCAGCAACCUAUUCAGCGGUCCGAUAAGCUUCAUCACCGGCGUUGCGUCGUCCAUUCAACACCUCAAGCUUAGCCACAAUGAGUUCUCCGGCGAGCUGCCCGACUUCACCGACUUCGCGUGGCUGGGCCUCCUCUCCUUGGACCACAACAAAAUCACCGGCGUGGUUCCUGCAUCGCUUCCCCAGCUCUCGAGGAUCACCGCCGUCAAUCUGGCUGGAAACCUGCUGCAGGGGCCGCUGCCGGAGUUCGGCAAGUACGUGGUCACCGACCUUGCGGAAGCGGCGGCCGGAGGAAGUUUCUGCCGCCUCGACCGGGGACCGUGCGAUCCGGAGGUGGCGGCUCUUCUAUCCAUCGCCGGCGCGCUGGGCUUCCCGCUGAUCGUCGCCCGGAGCUGGCUGAGGAACGAUGCGUGCGCCGGCUGGAUUGGUGUGCACUGCGACGGCCAACGCAGAGUCACCGAUAUCAACCUGUCCCGGCUCGGGCUCAACGGCAGCUUGAGCUCGGCUCAAUUGUAG